Pyricularia pennisetigena is the source of this 477-nucleotide messenger RNA. RefSeq lists its product as uncharacterized. Bases 1 to 477 code for a protein of 158 amino acids. NCBI's taxonomy places the organism in Eukaryota, Fungi, Ascomycota, Sordariomycetes, Magnaporthales, Pyriculariaceae. The transcript has 2 exons. The record is from RefSeq and is a predicted model, not a curated record.
AUGGAAACGCAGGCAAUUAGAAACCAUGCCGCCUCAUUGAUCGCCGAGGCGGUCGAGAAAAAGGGCCUCCAAACGUUCGUCACCGAGGCGGCCAACAAGGGCGCCCACGCCACCGGCGAUGCCGCCGACAAAGUCGCCAAACUGACUGGCGAAAGCAAGGUCUGGCUUGACACAACCCACCGAACGGUCGAAGGCCACACUAGCAGUUGCAAACUCUAUUUCAACGACAGCCUAGUCUGGGAGCCGGGCUCCUGCCACGACAACACGGUCAAAAUCCAAUCCGCACUGCGCGAAGCCGAUCCGCGAUUCGAACUGCGGAUGGAGAAAAAGAAAGAAAACACCGUCGAGGGCCACACCCGCACCAUGAAUAUAAAGUAUCGAGGCGAAACCCUUCUCAAAGGGCAUUCUUGUCACGAUAACAUGGAGGGUAUGGCCACUGUUAUCAACACCAUUUGGAAAACUAACCCUGCUGAGUGA